This is a messenger RNA of Etheostoma spectabile (orangethroat darter), 906 nucleotides long. RefSeq names its product ganglioside GM2 activator (gene gm2a). The record is from RefSeq and is a predicted model, not a curated record. The transcript is spliced from 6 exons. Gene Ontology annotation, molecular function: enzyme activator activity; lipid carrier activity. Lineage: Eukaryota; Metazoa; Chordata; Actinopteri; Perciformes; Percidae. The coding region runs from base 1 to 678 and encodes 225 amino acids. Gene Ontology annotation, cellular component: cytoplasmic side of plasma membrane. Gene Ontology annotation, biological process: ganglioside catabolic process; lipid transport.
AUGACAUCGAAAAAAGGUGAGGACGAAAGGUCUCACACGCUGUCAGCUCAGAUCUCCCUGAGGAGCCCAGCGAGGGCGGCGGGUUCACCGGCACACAGCGAGGCGCUGGCACACAGCGAGGCGCUGGCACUGCCAGGCCCGGUAACGUGCAGCUCCGCCGGGCCCGAGAGGGUCACGAGGGGACAGGUUCUGGGGUUUGACUGGAAGAACUGCGGCCCGCCAGAUGAUCCAGCUGUUCUCAAGACUCUGGUCCUGUCUCCAGACCCCAUCUCCAUCCCCGGAGACCUGACGGCCUCCGCCUCCGGAUCCACAUCCGUGGAGCUGUCUGCUCCCCUGGCUCUCAACGUGACCCUGGAAAAGGAGGUGGUGGGGAUCUGGGUGAAGGUCCCGUGUGUGGACGAGCUGGGCAGCUGUCACUACCCCGACGCCUGUGCCAUCCUGAACCAGCUGAUCCCCCCGGGUCAGGACUGCCCCGAGCCGCUCCACACCUACGGACUGCCCUGCCGCUGCCCCUUCAAAGCCGGAUCGUACUCUCUGCCCCAGUCGGACUUCUUCCUGCCCUACAUGGACCUGCCCUACUGGCUGACUAACGGGGACUACCGUGUGCAGGGGGUCCUGGGCAGCCGGGGCAAAGAGCUGGGCUGCCUCAAGCUGUCCCUCUCCAUCCGCUCCCUCUGAGCGACGUUCUCAGCUCGUCGGUUGUUUGCACAUAGAAACGAUUUGAAAAAGUCGGGGAAAACGAAGCAGAAGUUGCACAAAGCUCUGAAACCGACGAAGCUCUCAGCCAGGGCUCUGUCGCUCUGAAAAAAACGGGAAAAUCAUAUUUCACAUUUCUGCUGCACAGAAAGAUGUUUUGGGAAAACAGAUGUAUAAUAUAAUGCAAGAACGUCUGCACCGUAAACUAAU